This is a messenger RNA of Lachancea lanzarotensis, 1485 nucleotides long. RefSeq names its product LALA0S02e08636g1_1 (gene MRX18). Gene Ontology annotation, cellular component: extracellular region; cell surface. Lineage: Eukaryota; Fungi; Ascomycota; Saccharomycetes; Saccharomycetales; Saccharomycetaceae. The coding region runs from base 1 to 1485 and encodes 494 amino acids. Gene Ontology annotation, molecular function: glucan endo-1,6-beta-glucosidase activity. The record is from RefSeq and is a predicted model, not a curated record. Gene Ontology annotation, biological process: glucan catabolic process. The transcript has a single exon.
AUGUUCGACAAAUUGAAGCGGAAAGUUAAGGAUCUCAAGAGCUCAAAUGAUGACGAGAAUGUGCCCGAAUUCAGUGGUCCAGGAGAAGUUUCGAAGCGUGAAAUAUAUCGCAACAGGUACAAUUUCGGAGUGAAUUUCGGAUCCCUGUUUGUUCAGGAAAGCUACAUUUACCAUUCUUUGUUUUCUGAAGGUGGAGGAAAUGAAUACGAAGCGGUUUCUGCACUUGUUGCGAAAUCAUCGUCUGAUGAAGUGGCCAAAAAACUCCAAAAACACUAUGCAAGUUAUGUGACGGACCAGGACUGGGAAUGGCUUCAGAAGGAGGCAGGUGUCACGGCCAUUAGGUUACCCAUCGGGUAUUGGCACGUUGAUAAUGGUGCUUAUAUUGCGGAUAAGAUGAAAUUCCAUAAGCUCAAAUCGAUUUAUCAAGCGGCCCAACCGUGGGAUGCCGUUCAUAAAAUUGUGAAGAAAGCAGCAGAAUACAAUAUUGGUAUAUUGGUCGAUAUCCAUGGAGUUCCAGGUGGUGCUAACGGUGAUGCACACUCAGGUGAAAGCAAUAACGGACAAGCAAGUUUUUUCACUACUAGUGAUUUCGUUUCUAGUGUCGUCGACGAUAUCGUGCCCUUCAUUGCUAAGGACCUCUGUCAGCCAAAUGAAAACGUCAUUGGUUUGCAGGUGAUCAACGAAGCGGCUUUCAGUGAUUCCGCGAAACCUGAAAAGAAGUUCUACUCAAAAGUGAUCAAUGCGGUCCUAAGUGUCGAUGAUACGUUGCCCGUGGUUAUUUCGGACGGCUGGUGGCCUCAACAAUGGGCCGACUGGCUAGACGAAAACAAUUUGGCCAACAGCGUCGUGAUAGACUCGCAUGUAUACCGGUGUUUUUCUGAUAGUGACAAGCAGAAAACCGCGGGUGAAAUUGUAAAUGAUCUUCCGCAGUCUGUGAAUCUCUCCAAUGACAAAGCGGACUACAUGGUGGGUGAGUUUUCGUGCGUUUUAGAUGGCCAAACUUGGGACAAGACUAAGGAAUCGCGCGAGGAAUGGGUGCGCAAGCUAGGUCAGGCCCAGGUCGGUGUGUUCCAGGACAAAGCAAGCUGGGGUUGGUUUUUUUGGACAUUUAAAUUCCAAGAGGGAGACGGCGGCGAGUGGGGGUUCCAGCCUAUGAUCAACAGUGGAGCUUUGCCCAAACGUCCACGUGUGGAUCCAAAUAUCGACGACAGCAAAGUUCAACAGAUUGUCGAUGAUCACGUCAAUUAUUGGAAGGACAAAGGAGGCGACAAAUUUGAACAUUGGCGUUUUGAAGAAGGUCUCAAGACCGCCAUUUCUGAUAUUCGUGCGUUCAAUGAAUUUGAUCAUUCCAGGGUGGGCAGAACGCAUUUUUUCAAGUCAUUGCGUAAGAGUCAGCACACAUCGGACAAAGGUGACGGUGAAUAUGUGUGGGAAUGGGAACAGGGCUACGACCAGGGACUAGCCGUCUUUAACAAGUAUUUGUGA